Molecule: messenger RNA, 909 nt
Organism: Neltuma alba
Lineage: Eukaryota; Viridiplantae; Streptophyta; Magnoliopsida; Fabales; Fabaceae
Product: nucleoid-associated protein At4g30620, chloroplastic
Exons: 7
Coding region: 102-695 (197 amino acids)
Molecular function (GO): DNA binding
Source: RefSeq, a predicted model, not a curated record
AAAAGAUCUUCUUUUAUCUGCAUUCUUCAAAAACCCCAAGGUGUAUCUUCUCUCUUCAAAACCCGUGCUCUUAACAAUUUUCCUUUUGCAAGUGGAAACCAAUGGCGUCCACGGUUUCUCUAACUGGUCAGCUCUCAAAUCCGCAUGCCAAAAAUGACUGGAAAAGGCUCUGCCCUUUAUCUGCUUCUCUCUGUAACUUGAAUUCCAGUGCAAAUUUUGUUGAUAUGAAGAUAGUAUCUCGGACUGAUCUUCGAAAAGUUGGGCCUGAGCAGCAUAGAUGUGUCCGGGUAUACGGACUAUUUGGAGGGAAGAAAGACAAUAAUGGAAAAAGUGAUGAUGCGCCAUCCAAGGCUGGCAUUCUUGGAAACAUGCAAAAUCUUUAUGAAACUGUGAAGAAGGCGCAAAUGGUUGUUCAAGUUGAGGCUGUGCGAGUGCAAAAAGAGCUUGCUGUAGCAGAGUUUGAUGGUUAUUGUGAGGGUGAGUUAGUAAAGGUAACGCUAUCUGGGAAUCAGCAACCUGUACGAACAGAGAUUACUGAAGCUGCCAUGGAACUGGGAUCAGAAAAACUUUCACUUUUAAUCACUGAGGCAUACAAGGAUGCCCACCAAAAGAGUGUCCAGGCCAUGAAGGAAAGAAUGAACGAUCUCGCACAGAGCUUAGGAAUGCCACCAGGUCUUGGUGAAGGACUUAAGUGAGAUAAAUAUUCUCAUUUUGGAGUAUGCGAUGAGUUUCAAUUUUGCAUACGUCCCAUGGCAAGAACGCUUGUUUACUAUUACCAUGGAGUUUAAAUUUUGCUUAUUCGGUAUUUUAGGCUUGAAAUCCUUCCAAAUUGUGUAAGAAAAGUAAAGCAAACCCUUUGUCCCUGCUCUAUUUUUUGUUGAAUGGAAAUCUUGAGUCCUGUUAAUUCCU